Molecule: messenger RNA, 1847 nt
Organism: Chrysoperla carnea
Lineage: Eukaryota; Metazoa; Arthropoda; Insecta; Neuroptera; Chrysopidae
Gene: sbm
Product: b(0,+)-type amino acid transporter 1
Exons: 10
Coding region: 80-1816 (578 amino acids)
Biological process (GO): amino acid transmembrane transport
Cellular component (GO): membrane
Molecular function (GO): L-amino acid transmembrane transporter activity
Source: RefSeq, a predicted model, not a curated record
GGAAAAUUUGUUUUUUUAAUUUGGUUUUUUUUUUGGAAAAAAAGAAAAAAUAGUGAAUGCUUAGAAUUCAUAAUAGAUAAUGUUAGAUACAAUUCAAGACAUAUUUAACUGCACAUUUGCAAAAUCGAAAAAGUGUUCUCAAAAUAAUAGAUUUAUAAAUCAAGAUUUACAUUUAGGAAAUAACAAUGUGUCUACAAAAGACGGCACCGUUUUACAGUGGCGUGGAACAAAUGGUAUACAACACAAUGGAAGCGUACCGAAUGCGGGCACACCAAACAAUGGUGGAAUUAAUGCAACAGUCAGAUCCUCUAACGGGAGCUGCAAUGGGGGUCUCAUCUGCAGCGGUGGCAGCGAGGACUCGGGCGGUAGUGAUGCCGCACCAGGGCCGGACCAGUUGGAGGGACCGGGCACAAUUGCGGAUGACCCUAUUCACCUCAAGAGACGGGUGGGACUCGUCAGUGGGGUGGCUCUAAUUGUUGGAACUAUGAUUGGGUCUGGAAUUUUCGUGUCACCGUCAGGAUUGCUGGUACGUACCGGCUCCAUCGGGAUGAGCUUUAUUAUAUGGAUGGCAUGUGGCCUCCUAUCAUUAUUGGGUGCUUUAGCGUAUGCUGAACUAGGCACAAUGAACACCAGUUCAGGAGCAGAAUAUGCAUAUUUUAUGGAUGCAUUUGGUGCACCACCAGCGUUCCUCUUCUCCUGGGUAAGCACUCUGGUAUUGAAACCAUCACAAAUGGCAAUUAUAUGCCUCAGCUUUGCCAAAUAUGCAGUUGAACCGUUCGUUUCAGAAUGUGAACCACCAGACUUUAUAGUCAAAAUCGUUGCUCUACUGGCCGUAGUGCUGAUAUUAUUUGUUAACUGCUACAGUGUUAAUUUGGCAACAUGUGUACAAAAUAUUUUUACAGCUGCAAAAUUAGUUGCAGUACUUAUAGUAAUUAUCGGUGGAGGCUAUAAAUUAGCAGAAGGAAAUACCCAACAUUUACGAGAUCCAUUUGAGGGUACUUAUUAUAAUUUUGGCAGUAUUGCAACUGCAUUUUAUACUGGUUUAUGGGCCUAUGAUGGUUGGAAUAAUUUGAAUUAUGUGACUGAAGAAAUUAAAAAUCCCUCCAGAAAUUUACCACUGUCAAUAAUCAUUGGAAUUCCAUUAGUGACAAUAUGUUAUGCAUUAAUAAAUGUAUCAUAUUUAGCUGUUAUGUCCCCACAGGAGAUGAUAGAUUCAGAGGCUGUGGCUGUUACAUUUGGCAAUAGAUUAUUAGGUAUGAUGGCAUGGUUAAUGCCAUUAUCAGUUACUGUUUCAACGUUUGGAUCUGCAAACGGCACAUUAUUUGCCGCUGGACGGCUGUGUUUUGCUGCUAGCAGAGAAGGACAUUUAAUGGAUAUUUUAAGUUAUGUGCAUAUCAGGAGAUUUACUCCAACACCGGGACUAAUGUUCCAUUCCUUAAUCGCUGGUGCAAUGGUCCUAUAUGGAACAAUAGAUUCCUUAAUUGACUUUUUCAGUUUUACGGCAUGGAUCUUCUAUGGAGGAUCGAUGCUUGCCCUUAUUGUUAUGCGUUAUACCAAACCCAAUUAUCCGCGACCCUAUAAGGUGCCGCUUAUCAUUCCAAUAUUGGUUUUGGUAAUUUCAAUUUAUUUGGUCGUCGCACCAAUUGUCGAGAAUCCAACGAUUGAGUAUUUAUAUGCAGCUACAUUUAUUUUGACAGGAAUGAUUUUCUAUGUCCCAUUCGUACAUUAUGGUUAUCAUUUACGGUGCUUAGAUGGCAUGACAGUAUUUUUACAAUUACUCUUGGAAGUAGCUCCAACACAAACAAUGUUUGAAUAAAAAUAUAAAAUCAUUAUAAAUACUCUAAGAA